Molecule: messenger RNA, 2635 nt
Organism: Beta vulgaris subsp. vulgaris (sugar beet)
Lineage: Eukaryota; Viridiplantae; Streptophyta; Magnoliopsida; Caryophyllales; Amaranthaceae
Product: ABC transporter G family member 3
Exons: 12
Coding region: 362-2539 (725 amino acids)
Cellular component (GO): membrane
Molecular function (GO): ATP binding; ABC-type transporter activity; ATP hydrolysis activity
Source: RefSeq, a predicted model, not a curated record
UAUAUAGAAAAAAAAACCAACCAAAUAGAAAAGAAAAGCAUAGUUCUACAAUAACAACAAUAGCUGUAAAAGCAAGUCAAAGAAAGAUAGUAUUGUCCUUAUUUAUCAAACUUUCACUCUCGCUACUCCACUUCUGCCCCACUCACUUCACUCUCACAAGUCACACCUUCUUCACUACGCUCAGCUUACUUAUCAGAUCCAUCUUCAAGGUUUCACAAAUUGGGUUAAAAGGUUUUUUGUUUUGUGCAAUUAGUAUUUGGUACUGGGAAAGUGUGUUUUCUUGAAUGAGAGUUGUAUCAGUUUUAAGUAGAUUAUAGUGGUUGGCUUGAAGGAUUAGAGUUGAGAAUUUUGGAAAUUGAAAAUGGAAGAAAUUCAAUCUCAAUCAGAUAAUUAUAGGUCUUCAUCUUCCUCAGCUAGUAGUCCUGCAACCAGUAGGGUGCCUUCUAGUAAUUUCUUCUAUUUGAGGAAACCUGGCUCGCUUAGACAACCCAUCUCUUUUGAGGAUUCUCCGGACUGGGGGGAUGAUACAGAUAUUGAUGUUAGGGUGGAUGAGGGACUUGACUCUAUUAAUGCUGCUACCACCCCUGGCUCUCCUACUCUGUCGAAACUCAAUAGUGGGUCGCUGCCUUCACCGCCUGUUCCUGAAGGUUCAGCUGUUCCGAGGAAGAUAGCAGGUGCUUCCAUUGUUUGGAAGGAUUUAACUAUAAUGAUAAAGAAUAAAAGAAAGUACUCAGACAAAGUCCUAAAGAGUUCUACCGGCUAUGCAUUGCCGGGAACAAUGACCGUUAUUAUGGGUCCUGCAAAGUCUGGAAAGUCUACCCUACUAAGAGCUCUUGCAGGAAGGUUACCUCAUUCAGCUAGAGUGUACGGGGAUGUAUUCAUCAAUGGGAUGAAACGCGAAUUACCUUAUGGGUCUUGUGGAUAUGUAGAAAGGGAAACCGCAUUGAUCGGAUCCUUAACUGUUAGGGAGUUCCUUUAUUAUUCGGCAUUGCUUCAGCUUCCUGGUUUUCUUUGUCAGAAAAAAAAUUUAGUAGAAGAUGCAAUCAUUUCCAUGUCUUUGGGUGAUUAUGCAAACAAACUGAUAGGUGGCCACUGCUACAUGAGAGGUCUUCGUAGUGGUGAGAGAAGGAGAAUAAGCAUUGCCAGGGAGCUUGUGAUGAGACCACAUAUCCUAUUCAUAGACGAGCCUCUCUAUCAUCUAGACAGUGUCUCGGCACUUCUUAUGAUGGUUACAUUGAAGAAGCUUGCAAGCACAGGGUACACCCUUAUCUUCACGAUCUACCAGAGCAGCACGGAAGUCUUUGGCCUGUUUGACCGAAUCUGCCUACUUUCAAAUGGGAACACACUCUUUUUCGGAGAAACAUUGUCUUGUUUGCAGCACUUCUCCAAUGCUGGAUUUCCAUGCCCGAUAAUGCAAAGUCCUUCUGAUCAUUUCUUGCGAGCAAUCAAUACGGACUUCGACAGGAUCAUUGCAAUGUGUAAAAACUUACAGGAUGACCACGGUGACUUGUCAGCAGUGAAUAUGGAUACGGCUGUUGCUAUUCGUACCCUUGAAGCAACUUACAAGUCAUCCGCAGAUGCUGCUGCUGUUGAGGCAAUGAUUAUUAAGCUCACCGAAAAGGAAGGUCCUGUUCUGAAAAGCAAAGGAAAGGCUGGCAAGGCUACGAGGAUUGCAGUUUUGACCUGGAGGUCAUUAUUAAUUAUGUCCAGAGAAUGGAAAUAUUACUGGCUUCGCUUGGUUCUCAAUAUGCUAUUGGCACUCUGUAUUGGUACUGUCUUUUCAGGCUUGGGGCAUUCAUUGUCUUCUGUUGUGGCUAGAGUUGCAGCUAUAUUUGUAUUCAUAUCAUUCACGUCUCUUCUGAGCGUUGCUGGCAUGCGAGCGCAUAUGAAAGAAAUAAAGAUAUAUGCGUGUGAAGAUUCAAAUAAGCAUUCUGGAGCAUUUGUUUUUCUUAUUGGACAACUUCUAUCUAGCAUACCUUUCCUGUUCCUAAUUUCUAUUUCAUCAAGUCUUGCCUUCUAUUUCUUGAUCGGUUUACGAGAUGAAUUCAGCUUGUUGAUGUACUUCGUAUUGAAUUUCUUUACUUGCCUUCUGAUCAAUGAAGGAUUACUGUUGGCUGUUGCAGCCUUUCAGUUAGAUGUUUUCUGGAGCAUUUUGACUAUAGUGCUUGUACAUAUCAUGAUGAUGCUCUCAGCUGGCUACUUCAGGAUCCGUAGUGAUUUGCCUGGACCGAUAUGGGCUCACCCUAUGUCCUACAUUGCCUUUCACACUUACUCCAUCCAGGGACUUUUAGAGAAUGAAUAUGUGGGCACUAACUUCGCCGUGGGAGAAGUGAGGGCCAUAUCAGGAUAUCAGGCAGUUAGCAGCGCGUAUAAUAUCUCAUCCAACAUUAACGCUAAGUGGAAUAAUUUGUUGGUGCUGUUUCUUAUGGCAGUUGGUUAUCGCUUCUUUGUCUUCAUUUUGCUAAGUCUUCGUGUAGGGAAAGGUUUGAUUAGGAGCAAACUUUGUCAUUGUAAUCUUAAUACAAUGAGAAAUGAAUGAAUGAAUGGAAAGAGGUAUUUGUUUUUCUUCCUCUGCUGUCGCAGAUGAUGGAAACCCAUAUUUUAAAGAUUUAUUGAGAUUUAUUGGUUAUUGUUA